AUGCGCCUUGUCGGUGUGACCCUGGCUCUGGCCUCCUUCGUGGCAGGCGAGUCCCUUAAACGGUUGGACACCAGCUUGACCAUCUUGACCAACAAUGAUCUUCAGGGAGAAUCAAGUCCCAACGCAGACAAGGCUGUGAUUCUCACGGAUGCCCGCCCCUACCAGGAUGUAUCCGAAGUGUGUUCCAAGCUAGGUGAGCGGCUGUGGGGACCAGGACAGGGACAAUGCAAAAGAAACACCGCGGCCGUACCGUUUGCCGAGUCGUUGAAAUAUGACGGGAUUGUUGAUGCCUCGUCCAAGUUCUGGGUUUCGGGUUCCGAUUCCAAGGCCGUGGACGUAGCUGGGCGGUUCAGCAAAGCCAACCCUUCAAAGUCGCGGUUCCUCGGGCUGUGCACCAACACGGCACCGUUCUCGACGCAGAGUUCCCAAGACACGGACGACAAGUGGCAGAUCAGCCUGGACGUCAACAACCAAACUCUCACUGGGUUUACUUACCCUUCGCUGUUCCAAGGGUCCGGGGAGGCGGCUUCCGCCCUGUCAUAUGGCUCUCAGUGUAUCCAAGGGGGCACCGGUAGCGAGGACUGCUUGUUCCUCAAUGUGUGGACUCCUUACCUGCCGAAUCCCAACGCGAAACCCAAAAAGAAGACCCUCCGCCCCGUUGGCGUGUGGAUUCAUGGGGGUGCCUUCACCGGAGGGACGGCGAAUGACGCGACGUUCGAUGGCGCAAACAUCGUUUCGAGAGGAGACAUGGUCUUGGUGGCCAUCAACUACCGUCUCCUGGCGUUUGGCUUCCUAGCCUUGAAGGAUGGCAAGACGAACGGAAACUACGGGUUGGCCGACCAGAUCACCGCCCUGGACUGGAUCCGCGCACACAUCCACAACUUUGGCGGUGACAAGGACCGCAUCACCGUCUUUGGCCAGUCGGCGGGUGCUGCCUCGGUCCGCGCCCUGAUCGCCUCGCCCAAAGCCGCGGGUAAGUUCUCGGGCGCCAUCAUGCUCAGCGGCCUCGGCGGCAUCAACUACGGCACCACCUACUCGGAGUACUACACCAUUGACGAGCAGGUCACCGUGGCCGCCACGCCGAUCCUCACCGCCACCAACUGCACCGACGCGCCCUCCCAAGCCGACUGCCUGCGCGCGGUGCCCGCAUCCACCCUCAGCAAACUUAGCUCCGCCCGCUACCUCGUCGUAGACGGCACCUACCUCACCACCGCCACCCUCCCGCUCACCGGCCCGCGCCUCCCGCUCAACCUCAUGAUGGGCAUCACGCACGACGACGGCGCCCCCUUCAUCUCGUUCCCCCCGACCACCACGCCCCCCAUCAACCAAUCCACCUACCUCGCCUCGCAGGGCUUCGCCGUCCCGCCCGCCUCCCUCUUCCCCGUCCCCGCCACCACCGGCAACGCCACCCUCGACCUGUACACGGCCUCGGCGCGCCUCGCCACCGACGGCAUCUUCCGCUGCGCCGCGCAAGCCACCGCCGCCGGCCUGCUAUCCCCUCACGGCGGCCGCCUCGACAGCAUCUACUACUACGAGUUCGACCGCUCGUACCAGACCAAGGGGUGGCCCGGCACGGACGUGUGCGAGCCGCGCCCCGCGCCGGGCCAUCCCUACGGGGAUCCGUCCUCUGGCGCGGCGCCGUAUCUGAAGUGCCAUUCGGGGGAGCUGUAUUAUGUGUUUGGGAAUUUGUGGCGGCAGGGCCUGCCGCUGAGGGAUGAGGAGGGGGAUUUGGGGUUCUCGAGGGUCGUGUUGGAUGGGUUCGCGGCGUUUGUGAGGAGGGGGGAUCCAAAUUUGGAAAGGGGGUGGAUGAGGGCGAGGGGGUUUGAUCAGGUUGGGGGGGAGGGGGUGGGGAGGUGGGAGCCGAGCAGGAAGGGGAAGCCGACCAUGAGGGUGCUGGACUGGCCUAAGCCGAAGCAGAGCGGGUUUAGGGAGCUUGAGCAGUGCGAGGGCUUGGGGCUGGGGCUGGAUUAUUUUGUGGAAGAAAUAGGGGAGUUGGCUUGA
Messenger RNA from Chaetomium globosum CBS 148.51, 2001 nucleotides. RefSeq lists its product as uncharacterized. Lineage: Eukaryota; Fungi; Ascomycota; Sordariomycetes; Sordariales; Chaetomiaceae. Bases 1 to 2001 code for a protein of 666 amino acids. The record is from RefSeq and is a predicted model, not a curated record. The transcript is spliced from 4 exons.